Messenger RNA from Papilio polytes (common Mormon), 1361 nucleotides. RefSeq names its product methenyltetrahydrofolate synthase domain-containing protein (gene lost). NCBI's taxonomy places the organism in Eukaryota, Metazoa, Arthropoda, Insecta, Lepidoptera, Papilionidae. Gene Ontology annotation, cellular component: cytoplasm. The transcript is spliced from 14 exons. The record is from RefSeq and is a predicted model, not a curated record. Bases 141 to 1361 code for a protein of 406 amino acids.
AUUGUUUUUUAUUCGCGUUCUAUUUUUGUGUGUGACGGUUCUAUCCGGCAAAAGGAUUAGAUUUUCCAUUUAACUUUGAUGAUUUUCCUUUAAAUAUCGCCGGAUAUAAAAAACAUCCUCCCGAUUGCGAAAACAUUAAGAUGCAGAACGGAGAAGAAAUAGCGGCACCGGCCGAAAACACCCCGGCAGUGGUUCCCGAGGAAGUGACGAAACAAUCCUUUCGGAUCAAAGUAUGGCGUCACUUGGAGAACAAUGCGCUAGCGAUGUUCCCCCGCCCCGUUUACAAUCGGAUCCCCAACUUCAAGGGAGCUCCGGAAGCAGCCGCAAGGUUGGCAGAACUGGACGUUUUCAAGAAUGCCAACACUGUAAAAGUGAACCCGGAUAAACCACAAGAGCCUGUCAGGGUAAUAUGCCUAGAGCAGCAGAAGACUCUAUACGUGCCCGUGCCACGGCUGCAGACUGGCUUCCUUAACAGGAUUGUACUGCCGGAAGGUGAACCUGGCCCUGCGACAUACCGCAAGGCCGUCUCACGCAACGGCAUGGAAGUAUUCGGACAGCCCAUAGGUAUUGAAGACACGGUGACAUUGGACUUGGUGGUAAUGGGAUCUGUGGCUGUCUCCAAGGAGGGUUACCGUAUUGGUAAAGGAAGAGGUUACGGUGACUUGGAGUUUGGGCUGAUGAUGCACAUGAAAGCCAUCAAGCCAAAUACCUUGGUGGCCACAACUGUACACGAUUGUCAGGUAUUCGACACACUGCCAGCGCAGUUGUUCGGCCCCCACGAUGUGCCCAUCGAUCUUAUUGUCACGCCAACACAGGUGAUAGAGACGCAGCGCAUGAGCCAGCGGCCGGCGGGCAUCCUGUGGCAGCUGGUGUCCAACAGGCGGCUGCAGAUCAUGCCCAUACUGGGACAACUCAGAGAUAUUGAGAUGCUUGCGGGGCGCGCCUGCUCGCUGAAGGAGGUGGACACGGACGUGGAGGAGCGCGCGCAGGGCAGGCCGCGCCGGCCGCGGCGCCGCACGCGCUCCAACAAGAGCCACAGCGAGGGAGAGGGUGGUAACACUACGGAGGGGGAGGAGGUGAAGGCGGGGCGGGCGCGGCGGGCGGCGCGCCGCAGCAAUUUUGUCAUGAUAUCCAACAUCAGUCCGACGACGCGUGUCCGCGAUCUCAAGCAGGCGCUGUCGGAGCGCGGUGUUAAACCGCAGAUUAUGGUCUGGAAGGGCUUCCGCGGUUUUUGCUACCUCCACUUCUUUAAGCCGGUUCCUCAAAAAGGUGAAGGUGACAGCGCGCCUGCUAUCAAUAUGGACAGCGUGUUGAACGCGCUGGCGGAAAUGUCGCUGGGUCCAUUGAGUCCGCGGCCGUGA